AUGGGAUCCCAAAAUCUGGAGCCGAUCGCAAUCGUGGGAAGCGCUUGUCGGUUCCCUGGAGGCGUUAAUUCUCCUUCCGCUUUGUGGAAAUUGCUAGAAGACCCAAAAGAUGUGUGUACGGAUAUCCCCUCAGAUCGAUUCGACACAACCGGAUUCUAUCACCCAGAUGGAAAACACCACGGCGCCACCAAUGUUAGGAAAUCUUAUCUCCUACAAGAAGACCUGCGCCUGUUCGACACUGCCUUUUUCAACAUCAGUCCCAAUGAGGCAGAUUCGAUGGAUCCACAGCAAAGGAUCCUCUUGGAGACUGUCUACGAAGCCCUCGAGGCUGGCGGUCACACCAUGGAGAGCCUCCGAGGCUCCGACACGGCGGUGUUUACCGGCACUAUGGGCGUCGACUAUAACGAUACCGGUAUUCGCGACUUGAACACUGUCCCAACUUACUUUGCCACUGGAGUUAACCGUGCUAUUAUCUCCAACCGUGUGUCAUACUUCUUUGACUGGCAUGGCCCUAGUAUGACCAUCGAUACGGCUUGUUCGUCGAGUCUUAUCGCCGUGCACCAAGCUGUAAAAGCCCUUCGCACAGGCGAGUCGCGUGUCGCCCUUGCAUGUGGUACGCAAGUGAUCCUCAAUCCUGAAAUGUAUGUGAUUGAAAGCAAAUUGAAGAUGCUUUCUCCAACCGGACGUUCGCGCAUGUGGGACGCCGACGCCGACGGCUAUGCUCGUGGAGAGGGUAUGGCGGCCAUUGUUUUGAAGCGCCUUAGCGAUGCGAUUGCAGAUGGCGAUCACAUUGAAUGUCUCAUCCGACACACUGGGUCUAACCAAGACGGCUACUCUAAUGGCAUUACGGUACCCAGCACCGAAGCUCAGGCAGCACUGAUUCGGCAAACCUAUGCCCAGGCCGGGCUGGACCCGGAGCGUUGUGCUGAAGAUAGCCCGCAGUUCUUCGAGGCCCACGGCACGGGCACCAAGGCCGGAGAUCCAAAGGAGGCGGCUGCUAUCUAUCAGUCUUUUGGUCGCCAUAAAAGCGCUGGCGAUACGCCUCUGUAUGCCUCUGGGAGCAUUCAAAACGGCGUGAUUGCCCCCAACCUCUUGUUUAAUCGUCUCAAUCCGGACAUUGAGCCUUUCUACAAGGGACUUCAAGUCCCUACAGCAGUUAUCCCGUGGCCACAACUCCCAGCAGGUGUCCCGCGACGCGCCAGUGUCAACAGCUUUGGUUUCGGUGGAAGUAAUGCUCAUGCUAUCCUUGAGGAAUAUCGGGGCCCGUCAGGCCAAAGUGAAGGUACAUCCGGCAGCCAAGAUGGUGCCAUCUUUACACCCUUCGUUUUCUCGGCCUUUUCAGAGAGCUCGCUUGUCGCCCAGCUGCGUGCAACGGCAGAUUACCUCAGGGCACAACAGGAAAAGGUCAACGCCAAGGACCUUGCCUGGACGCUACAGUCUCGCAGGAGCCAGUUCCCCACCAAGCUGGCCUUGUCGGCGUUGAACAUUGAGGAAUUGGUGUCCAAAAUCGACGCAAAGCUUGCUCCGUUGGCCCAAAAUCCCAACAUAGCCGUUGGAACCAAGUCGAGCUCCAAGGCGGCAUCAGCGGGACCCAAGAUCCUGGGCGUUUUCACCGGUCAAGGCGCCCAAUGGGCAUCCAUGGGAGCCGAGUUGAUCAGGUCGUCUGCCUUCGUGGCCAAGAGGAUCGAUGAAUUGGAGCAGUCGUUGGCGGCCCUUCCGGCUUCAGACCGACCCCAAUGGAGUUUGAAGGCCGAAAUCAUGGCGAACAGUGAUACGUCACGCAUUGGUGAGGCCGCGCUGUCACAGCCCUUGUGUACUGCCAUCCAAGUCGUCCUUGUCGAUCUGCUACAGUCGGCUGGUAUUAGUUUCUCAGCCGUUGUAGGACACUCAUCUGGUGAAAUUGCUGCAGCCUAUGCCGCUGGAUUCUUCUCGGCCAACGACGCUGUACGCAUUGCCUACUAUCGUGGAUUGCAUGCACGACUCGCAGGGAACGCGUCUACUGGCCAAAGCGGUGCAAUGAUUGCAGUGGGCACGUCGUGGGAAGAUGCACAGGAUCUCAUCAGUCUCCGAGCUUUCAAGGGCCGUUUGGCUGUCGCCGCUCACAACUCAGCAGCCAGUGUUACACUUUCCGGUGAUGCUGAUGCAGUCGCACAUGCGAAGAGGGUGUUUGACGAUGAAAAGAAGUUUGCCAGGGUUCUCAAGGUCGACACUGCCUAUCACUCUCACCACAUGCUGCCAUGUGGCGACCCAUACAUUUCCUCUCUGCAGAGCUGUGGAAUCCAAAUCAACAAGACCCGAAAAGACAACUCGUGUGCCUGGUUCUCCAGUGUUACUCCCAGCAAUCAAGGAAUGGAGCCCAUUGAUGCUUUGAAGGACACUUACUGGAGAGACAACAUGACCAACGCAGUGCUUUUUGCUGAUGCCGUAAAGAACGCCGUCGCCAGCGACGAGCAACUUAGUCUCGUACUCGAGGUAGGCCCUCAUCCCGCCCUCAAGGGUCCGGCUACGCAAAAUAUUGCCGACGUACGGCCAUCUCCCAUCCCGUACAGCGGUGUCUUGAGCCGUGGGGCCAACGAUGUCAAUGCUUUCUCAGACGCCCUAGGAUUCGUAUGGACUCAUUUUGGCAGCCAGCACGUCGACUUCCAGAGUUAUACAAAGCUUGUCAGCGACGAAGAGCGUCAGCCAAAGCUCGUGGUCGGCUUGCCGUCUUACCAGUGGAAUCACGCAAGGCUGCAUUGGAACGAAUCACGCAGGUCAAAGAGGCUUCGUGGGCGCAAACAGGCUACGCAUGAGAUUUUGGGCACAAUCCUUCCCGAAUCCACCCCACAGGAUCUUCGCUGGUCCAACAUACUGAAAGUGUCCGAGAUGCCGUGGAUGGAGGGCCAUCAACUUCAGGGCCAGACGGUUUUCCCAGCCGCGGGUUACAUCGCCAUGGCAUUGGAGGCAUCCAAGUUCCUGGCAGCUGACAAAGAGGUGAAGGUGUUCGAAGUGAACGAUCUGGCUAUUCCUAGAGCCGUCACAUUUGAGGAAGGAGAUACAUCUGGUGUUGAAACCCUGGUGACGCUGACGGACAUUCGGCAACACCAGAAUCAGUAUCUUACGGCUAACUUCUCUUGCUACUCCCUUCCCGUUCUCAGCUCUGGGUCAGAGCAAGAAAUGGAGCUCAUUGCCACUGCCACUGUGAAAAUCAUUCUAGGCACCCCGAGCGUGGAGUCCUUAAUGGCUCCCCCGGCCGAAGACUACAAUCUAUUCCCAAUUGAUGCCGAUCGCUUCUACUCGACCCUGGAAGGUCUCGGAUAUGGCUACUCGGGCCCAUUCAAGACCUUUUCGUCUAUGCAGCGUCGGCUUGACUACGCUACCGGACAGGUGGCCACGUACGUCUAUUCGGAGGAGGACACCUCGCCAUAUCUCUUCCACCCGAGCACACUCGAUGUCGCUUUCCAUGCGGCUAUGCUUGCGUAUUCAAGCCCUGGCGACGAACGACUAUGGUCUCUACAUGUUCCCACUGGAAUUCGAAGUGUCCGCGUUAACCCGGCCCUCUGUUCUUCGCUGCCGGCAACGGGCACUCGACUUCCCAUCGAAGAUCUCAGCAUCAAGACGUUCGCCCCCGCCACCCAGGCUGAUGAUCGGGUUCUCUUUACCCACACAAAGCUCGACAUUGCCGCCCCAGAUGGCGCUGCAGUCGCUGAAGGAGUGCGUCCGACGGCACUGGAAAAGGAGCUCGCUCAUGCCUGCGAACGGAUGGCGUACUACUACGUUCGAAAAUGGGACUCGGAGCUAUCCGAUGACGAGUGGGCCAACGGACAGCCACACUACAAGUACUUGCACGACUGGGUGAAGCGUACCCUCGAUCUUGCCAAGAAGGGCCAGCACCCAACUCUCCAGAGAAAGUGGGCCAAUGACACCGCUGAAGAGAUCAAUGCUCUCAUGGAUCAGUAUCCGGACAAUCUGGAUGUGAAGAUGAUCCGCACCGUGGGAGAAAAGAUUCCGCCAGCAGUCCGUAAUGAGACGACCAUUUUGGAGCACCUUUUACAAGACAACAUGCUGGAUGACUUUUAUAAGCUGGGCUCUGGAUUCCAGAGAUACAACCAGUUCUUGGCGUCAAUGAUGAAGCAGAUCACCCAUCGUUACCCUCAUACCAAGAUUCUCGAGAUUGGUGCCGGUACCGGUGGAGCUACGAAAUACGUGCUUAAGGCCAUGGGCGACAAGAUGGCUUCAUAUACCUACACUGAUAUCUCGCUAGGAUUCUUCGGGAAGGCGGCUGAGAUCUUCAAGGAAUACAGCGACAAGAUGACAUUCAAGGUCCUUGAUGUGGAGAAAUCUCCAGCUGCUCAAGGAUACGAGCAGCACUCGUACGACAUUGUUAUUGCAUCUAACGUCCUCCACGCCACAGAGUCGCUUCACACAACACUAGUGAACACACGCAAGUUGCUCAAGCCUGGUGGUUACUUGUUGCUUCUGGAAAUCACCAACAACAACCCCAUCCGCACUGGGCUCAUUUGGGGCACAUUUGCCGGCUGGUGGCUUGGAGUUGAGGAUGGACGCAGAUGGGCACCGACCAUUAGCCCAGGCCAGUGGCAUUCGGCUCUGCGCAAGGCUGGUUUUGCGGGUGUCGACGCCGUGACUCCUGAAAUCGACACGGUAGCCUGGCCAUUCUCCAUCAUGGCCUCGCAGGCAGUCGAUGAUCGUGUCACAUUCCUCCGCCAACCGCUUUCAUCCCUUUCGCCGCCGAUACACAUUGAGAGCUUGGUCAUUCUUGGAAACCAAAGCCUGCAAACAGCUCGCCUGGCCGAAGAGUUGGCUGAUAAUCUCAGGCGCUUCUGCGGCGAGCUGACAAUCCUCGACAGCCUGCCCACCGACGAGGAAUCGCUUGAUCUAGCGCCACAAAGUACUUUUAUCAACUUGGUCGAUAUCGACUCGCCUAUCUUCAAAGAUAUUACUAGUGAAGGGAUGGGAGGUCUGCAGCGCAUGUUUGAGCUGGCUAAGCACGUCUUGUGGAUCACAUCGGGUGCUCUGAUUGAAGAGCCAUAUCACAUGUCGAGUAUCACCUUUAGCCGUGUCGUUCGUCGCGAGUCUGGGCAUAUCAAUCUUGCUCACCUCGAUGUCUCUGAUCUGCAGCAGUCUGAUGUGCCCAAAGCCAUUUCCAAGCACCUGCUGCAGCUGGUUUCGCUUGACGAGUGGGAGACACCCGCCAUUGGAGCUGAUGGACAAGAAGACCAGCAGCGCAUCCUUUGGUCCAAGGAGUCCGAGGCCUUUUUGGAAAAUGGAACUCUGCUGCUUCCAAGACUUGUCAACAACGUCGAGCAAAACGCCCGCCUCAAUUCGGCCAGACGUACCAUCUACAAGGAGGUACCAAUCCGCAGCCCGACUGUCACUCUGACCCCGCCGUCCGCUACUUCUCCGCCGUCGUUGGCAGAGCCCACGUCUCUUGUCCCGCGCAGGUCAGACAACCUUCUCUGGGUAGACUCCUCCAGUCUCAUGGCGCUCAAUGUGCACUCGGAUUCCUAUCUCUUCCUCGCCGUUUCCAAAGAGGAUGCCACUGGCCGUCCAUUGCUUCUGCUUUCCACAACCAACUCGGUGGCCAUGGCCCCAGUUGCAACGUUGGAAGCACCUCUGGAUGCCAAAACCUACGCGAAGAACCCAUCAGAGUCAAGCACUCGCUUGCUUGUCACCGCUGCCAGCGAAAUCCUUGCCUCAUCACUGAUCGACCGUCUGUCGCCGGGAAGCAGCGUACUUGUUCACUGCUCUAACAAGGACAGAUUCCUCGCCGCGGCUUUGUCUCGCCGUGCAUCUCCCGCAGCCGUCACAUUCACUUUCACGUUUGAUGCAGACGAUAAAUCGGGCACAGAGAACUCGGCGUGGGUACCGCUUAGCGGACGUGCAUCAAACUAUGGCAUACGAAAGGCGAUGCCGAGUGCCAAACCUACCCACUUCUUGGACUUGACUGCUGGCACCGGGCUCGGCCUGCGGAUCUCCCAGCUAUUGCCGUCGACUUGCCAUCGUAUCGAAAUCUCUUCUCUGGUCCGGAAUGAGUCUACGGUUGCUUCGAGCUGUGAUCCCGAUACAUUGGCUAAUCGCCUCCGAGAAACCUGUUUGGGAGAUGAGCUGACAUCCGCCUUGGCUGACACCAGCGCAACCUACCACGCCACAAGCGCCGUAUUCUGGCCUUCAACGGGCCUUGUCAAGGUGGGCGUGAGCUCGAUCGACAGCACCGGCCUCUUUUCAAGGGACAAGACAUAUCUCCUCGUAGGUCUCACCGGUAAGAUAGGGCAGUCCAUCGCCAAGUGGCUGGUUGCCAAUGGAGCCGGAUGUGUCUGCCUGAUGAGUCGUAACCCCAACAUUGAGCCAGCUUGGAUCGAGAGCUUCCAAGGGACCGGUGGCGAUGUCAAGAUCUAUUCGAUGGACUCCACUGAUAUAACAAGUGUCGAGACCGUCAUGAACGAGAUCCGGGCAACGUGCCCUCCCAUCGGCGGCGUGGCUCAUGGUUCUAUGGUUCUCCACGACUCCCUGUUUUCCAAGAUGACAGUUGAGGACAUGCAAACAGUCCUCGCUCCCAAGAUUGAUGGUGCUAUAUACUUGGACCAGCUUUUCUACGACGAUGAUCUGGAUUUCUUUGUCUUGUUCUCGUCAGCCGCGUGCGUUGUCGGUAACCUCGGCCAGGCCAACUAUGCGGCCGCCAAUGGCUACCUCAACUCUCUUUCUAGGCAGAGACGCCGUCGUGGUGUGGCAGGUAGCACCUUUGACAUUGGACAGGUGGCUGGUGUCGGAUAUAUUGAGUCGGCAGGCCAAAUUGUCAUGGAUCAGCUGUCCGCGCUCGGUCUGCAACGACUGUCCGAAGCUGAUCUGCAACAGGUAUUCGCCGAGACCAUCCGAGCUGGCCGACCGGAUCCCAAGGACGCUGAGGAGACACCCUUCGCGGUGGUGACAUCUGGUAUUCGCAACUUUUCCGAAGACGAAAACAUCAAGGGGCCAUGGUUUACCAACCCUUUCUUCUCCCACUGUGUCAUCGAUGCCAAGGUGGCCGAGCUGGAGUCUGACAGUUCCGACAAAAAGUCCAACAUCCCCGCAGCCCGGCAGCUGGUCAAGGCAACCAGCCGAGAGCAGGCAUUGGACAUCCUCAAAGAAUGUUUCGCCACCAAGCUACGCGUGAUCUUGCAGCUGGGUAGCCAGGAUAUAGAUUACGAUGCGCCGCUUGUUGAGCUUGGCAUCGACUCCCUCGUCGCGGUUGAGGUCCGCUCGUGGUUCUUGAAAGAAGUCCGAGUGGACAUUCCCGUGCUCAAGGUGGUCGGAGGUGCGUCCUUAGCCGAACUUUGCGACAGGGCCGUGGACAAACUGCCUGAAGAACUCCUUGUCAGCGUCGGCAAACAAGGGGAGUCACAACCACCGGCUUCCAGUGCCCAGCCCCAACCCGUAGCCCCGAAGCCUAAGCCUCUCCCGGUGCCAUCCUUUGUUGUCGAUUCAAACGGUCCCCCCUCUGAAGUCAGCGUCAGCCCUGCCGGGACACCACUGCUCAGCGCUGGCCCGGCGAGCUACUCGGCCACCGAGGCGUCGACCCGGUCCGGCUCUCCCUCGGAAGCCACGCGGCUGUCUCAGAAGGUCAGUUCCAAGCUCCAAUCCUACUUCCCACCACCUCCCGAGCCGGCAGUGGAGCGCAAGCGCCCUGCGAAACGGUUCAUCAAGAGCGUGCCCAUAUCUCUUGGGCAGUCGCGCUUCUGGUUCCUCCAGCAGUUGUUGGACGACCAGAGGACUCACAACGUGGCAUACUACUACCACAUCAAGGGCAACCUGGACGUGGGUGAUAUGGAGAGAGCCGUCCGCCUUGUCGCUUCCAGACACGAGGCUCUGCGCACCUGCUUUGUACAAGACGAGACCGAUGCUUCCCAGGCUUACCAGAAGGUUCUCCCUAGUUCCCCAGUACGCCUGAUCUGCAAGAAAAUAGACUCUGAAGAUGAUGUCGCUUCAGAGUACCAAAGCCUGCGGGCCCACGACCUUGACAUGGCGAGCGGCGAACUGCUGAAGCUGGUCCUUCUCACGCUCUCGCCGUCAUCACAUUUCCUUCUUAUGUACCACCACCACAUCAUCAUGGACGGCAUUAGUUUACAGGUUUUCCUUUCAGAUUUAGAAAAGGCGUACAAGGGUGAGUCUCUCGGGCCGGCCCCGAAGCAGUACCCAGAUUUCUCAAAGGCACAGCGCCAGGCCUUUGAGAAUGGCGAAAUGAAAAAGGAGUUGGCGUUUUGGCGGCGUAUUUUCCCGGAUGGCGAGCAGCCACCCGUUCUCCCUCUACUUCCCAUGGCCCGAACAAAAGCCCGAGUCCCCAUGGCCAAGUUCGACACUCACCAGGUUCAAGCUCGAGUCGAUGCCGCCUUAGCUGCGAAGGUCCGAACAGUCGCUAAGCAGCAGCGGUCCACUCCAUUCCAUCUAUACUUGGCUGCCUUCAAAGCCCUACUCUUUUGUUUUACCGACGCAGAUGAAUUGACCAUUGGAGUUGCUGAUGGAGCUCGCCAUGACAGCAGUUUGAUGGGAAGUAUAGGGUUCUUCCUCAACUUGCUGACACUACGAUUCCGCCGUCAAGACAACCAGCCAUUCACCGAGGCCAUCGCGGAGGCUCGCAAGAUUAGCCAUGCCGCGCUAGAGAACUCGCGGGUGCCCUUUGACGUCCUGUUGUCAGAGCUGAACGUUGCACGCUCUUCGACACACAGCCCAUUUUUCCAGGCCUUUAUCGAUUACCGCCAAGGCCACCAGGAGGAACAGAAUUGGGGCAACUGCCAAAUGCGCAUGUCAGAAGAAGUACACACAGGGAAGACGGCAUAUGAUAUAACCGUCGACGUUACCGAAACAGAUGCUGCGGCUUUCAUCUUUUUCCGCGGGCAAAAGAGUAUCUAUGACCAAGAAGCAACCCAGCUGCUUUGCGAUACCUAUGUCCACUUCCUUGAGGUUCUCACUAGCGAGCCGUCCCUGGCGAUGAGUGCGAUUCCCCGGUUUAGUGAGAAGCAGCUGGCAGAAGCUGUCCAAGUUGGUCGCGGUCCGAAGCUCGUUUCCGACUGGCCAGAGACGCUGCCCCUUCGAAUCGACCAGGUCGCUCGGGAGAAUCCAGACAAGGUUGCGCUCAUGGACGGCACAGGUAAGGCAUUGACUUAUGCGUCAAUGAUCAACCGCAUUCACUCCAUCGCCGAGGCCUUGCAAGAAGCGGGAGUCGGGCCUGGACUACGGGUACUUGUAUUCCAGCAGGCAACUUCCGACUGGCCGUGUUCGAUGCUUGCCAUCAUGCGGCUGGGUGCGAUUUACGUUCCGCUUGAUCUUCGCAACCCCCUGCCGCGUCUGGCAGCCGUCGCCCAGGAUUGUGAGCCUACAGCGAUCUUAGCAGAUGCCUCCACGUUAGAUGAUGCGUCUCAGCUCGGUGUACCCUCGGCACGCCUCAUUGAUGUAUCCCUCGUCAAGACCAAUCCUUCAAAGGAGGUUAGCAACGACUCACGAGCGCACUCGACUGCCGCAAUUUUGUAUACGAGUGGUUCCACAGGAACGCCCAAAGGCAUCAUGGUUACCCACGAAGGCCUGAGGAAUGAGAUUGAAGGCUAUACAAAGACCUGGAAGCUAGGACCCGAACGUGUGCUCCAGCAGAGUGCCUUUACCUUUAACCACUCUUCGGACCAGAUUUACACAGGCCUCGUUAACGGCGGCAUGGUGUAUGUCGUUCCUUGGGACAAACGUGGCAACGCACUGGAGAUUACCAAAAUCAUCCAAGAGCAGGGCAUCACGUACACCAAGGCUACCCCGUCCGAGUAUUCGCUAUGGAUGCUAUAUGGCCGUGAAAGCCUCAAACUCGCCACUUCUUGGCGCUGUGCUUUCGGAGGCGGCGAAUCGCUCACGACGACCGUCACGCAGCAAUUCGCAGACCUCGACCUUCCACAGCUCCACUUCUUCAACUCAUACGGCCCCACGGAGAUUUCUAUAUCUUCCACCAAAAUGGAGAUUCCGUACCGAGACAGGGAAGCGUUAGAGCGUGUUGGUCGUAUUCCCUGCGGCUACUCGUUGCCCGGGUAUUACAUGUACGCCGUCGACGAGGAACUGAGGCCGCUGCCCGCUGGUAUGCCGGGACAGCUCUGCAUCGGUGGCACAGGCGUGUCGCUUGGCUACUUGAAAAACCAAGAGCUCACCGACAAACACUUCUUACCUAACCCAUUUGCCACAGAGGAGGAUAUCGCAAACGGCUGGACACGCAUGUACCUCACAGGAGACAUUGGCCACAUGAACCAAGAUGGCACGAUGGUCUUCCACAGUCGUAUGGCGGGUGACACGCAGGUCAAGAUCCGCGGACUGCGCAUCGAGCUCAGCGAUAUCGAGAGCAAUAUUGUUGCAGCUUCCCAGGGGGCUCUGCGAGAAGCCGUGGUCACGCUACGCGAGGGCGACCCGGAGUUCCUGGUGGCUCAUGUGGUUUUUGUACCAGAGUGCACUAUUGCGGACAGGGAAACUUUCCUCCAACAGCUGCUGCACAACCUCCCAGUCCCGCAGUACAUGAUACCCGUCGUGGCUAUCCCAAUCGACGAGUUACCCCUGACUAAUCACUCCAAGGUAGACCGCAAGGCUGUCAAAAGCUUACCUCUGCCCCAGAGAGUUGGCCGGCCCGAUGCUAGUGACGAUGCAGAACUGACAGAGGCCAUGAUUCAGCUCAAGGGCCUGUGUUUCUUCCUAGUCGGUGGCAACUCGCUCUUAAUCAUUCGCCUGCAAUCUGAGAUCCGGAAAAGGUUCCGUGCCGCUGUGCCCCUGGUUGAUCUUCUCGGUGCCAAUACUCUGGGCGAAAUGGCACAAAAGGUCGAGGAAACCAUCUCCGUUAAAACCAUUGACUGGGAGUACGACACCAGGCCGCCUACCGUCUCCGCCUCUGCCAUUGCCUCUGCCAUUGCCUCCGUGCCCAUCGACCGAGCCAGAAAAGGAUCAACAAUCGUGAUUACGGGCGCCACCGGCUUCCUCUCCAAGCACCUGCUCCCCAUGCUUGACGCGAGGCCGGAUGUCGAUGUGAUCCAUUGUUUGGCCGUGCGAGACAUCGAAAGGGCGUAUUCAUCACCCAAGGUCAUCCACCACCCAGGAGACUUGUCAUCACCAUUGCUGGGUCUCUCCAAAGAGGAAUUCAACGAGCUUUCGGGCACGGCUGAUGCCAUACUGCACAUGGGUGCCGCUCGCUCUUUCUGGGACAGCUACCACGUGCUACGCCCUAUCAACGUCGCUCCGACAAGCGACUUGGUCAAGCUGGCCGCCCCUCGCCGUUUGCCGAUCCAUUAUAUCUCCACGGAAAGCCUAUUUGGUGGGACUACCGCGGCACUUGAUGGAAGUGCAGUGUCGGCUGCGGCGCAUCCGCCUCCCACAGACGGAAGCAGUGGUUAUGCAGCAACUAGGUGGGCCAGUGAGCGCAUCCUGGAGCGUUCUGCGGCAGAUCUGGGCGUCCCAUCGUCCAUCUACCGCCUCUGCCCCGCAACAAUGCGACAGGAUGCCCCCCAAGCCCUUCUGGAUGAGUUCACCCACUAUGGUAGCAUUAUACGCGCAACACCCGACUUGAGCGGGUGGUCUGGUCGUCUAGACAUGCUCCCCGCAGUGCUGACAGCGCAAUGGCUCUGCGAGGCCUUGCUCAAUAAUGAGGAGCGGUCCGGCAAAGUUCAGUUCCGCAAUUAUGAGAGCCUUCUCACCGUGACGGGCGCAGAGCUGGUUGCAUGCUUUAAUCAGGAGCAAAGCGACAGCGGCAAUCUCGAGAAAAUACCGCUGCUCAAGUGGAUUGGUAAAAUUAAAAAGGCCGGGUUCCCUUAUUUCCUUGCAUCACAUGAGAUAGCCAUUGAGAAAGAAGGGAGUGUAAACGGCACGAAGUUGGAAAUGCGAAGAUGA
This is a messenger RNA of Trichoderma breve, 11871 nucleotides long. RefSeq names its product AMP-binding enzyme domain-containing protein. NCBI's taxonomy places the organism in Eukaryota, Fungi, Ascomycota, Sordariomycetes, Hypocreales, Hypocreaceae. Gene Ontology annotation, molecular function: phosphopantetheine binding; fatty acid synthase activity; 3-oxoacyl-[acyl-carrier-protein] synthase activity. The transcript has 10 exons. The coding region runs from base 1 to 11871 and encodes 3956 amino acids. Gene Ontology annotation, biological process: secondary metabolite biosynthetic process; fatty acid biosynthetic process. The record is from RefSeq and is a predicted model, not a curated record.